Pseudonaja textilis is the source of this 1288-nucleotide messenger RNA. NCBI's taxonomy places the organism in Eukaryota, Metazoa, Chordata, Lepidosauria, Squamata, Elapidae. The record is from RefSeq and is a predicted model, not a curated record.
AUGAAGUAUUUAGAGUUGGUAACAACAAGAAACAUGGUGUCUGCUGCUACAGGAGCUGGGGCUAUUUUCCUGGUGGCCAAGACCAUCAUCGAAGGGAUCAAGAGUCCACCUCAUAAUCCAGAGCCUCUUCCCUUAGCCAAACUUGCUUUAGCUCACCAGAGUAAACCUGUGGUGGACUCUGGAGAACUCAGAAGACUUUUGCUCUCUCUCAACCCAAAGCUAGAUGCUUACUCCAAGAAUAUGAUGCUCCAUGGAAUCACCCGUUGUGUUUAUCUACUGGAAUCAGAGGCAUCUGCAUGUACUUAUGAGGAUAUUAAACUUGUGGCCUCAUUCCUGGAUGAUUCAGACAUGGGUGUCAAGAUUCAGACAAUGCAUGCUCUCAAGGCUUUUGCUGGCAUCUGGAAAUUUAGAAUCAGAAUUCAGGAAUUCAUGCCGAAGAUUCUUGAAAUUAUCACUGAAUUAUGGGAUACCGAUAUACAUGUUGCUGGACUAAGAUUACUGAAUGGAUUGCCGUGGCCAAAUGACAUGCAACCUCUCCUGAAAAAGCUCUUGCCCAUCUUAAUGGACAUUCUGCAGAUGGGGACCAAUUUGGCUCAGGUGCAGAUUCUAAAAUUCCUUAGCACAUUAGCCCAGAAGGAAGAACUGUUAUUUGAUAUUAUGAAUUGCCAGGUGCAUCCAGAAUUCCUCAGCCUGUUCCAACCUUCCCAGCUUGGAAGCCUGCUCUUUGAGCUGCUAGUGCUCGUGGAACGGCUCUGCGAGGGCCGCCUGACUCCCCACUACCAAUCGGGGCACUGGCAAUACAAUGAGUUGUCACUCCAUGAGGUCCUUUUUGGAGACAAUUCCCGGCUAGCUGAUUGUCUUCUCUCCCUCAUCAUUCAUCCCGAGGAAGAAGUGCAGAUCCAAGCCUGCAGAGUUAUUCUGAAACUGCAAUUAAACGAGGAGGGGGAACUAGCUGGCACCCAGAGCGCCAAUUUAAGCAAAUUCUUCUGUGAGAUCAACGCUGACAGUCCCGAUGAUGAACCUAUGUAUUAGAUCCUUGCAGAAUUUAACACAGAAUUAAAUUAUCUUUAGAAGUAUAGAAAGAAAACAAUUCUUUUGAAAAGAUAAAAUCUUUCAAAUUGGAAAGUGUAUAUAGGAGAAAAGCAGGUUGGUAUUCAGUCAAGAGGUCAAGCAAUCCUAGUGGCCGUGCACCAGUAAAACUCUUCCUCAAUAGUAAUAUCCCAGAACAGAGCAAUAGUGACAGCAUUGCUUAAGGUGGUCCAACUGGUAGAACCAAGAAAGGCCUUCU